CGGGCAAAUCUAUCAGUAUAAAACGACGCCCUCGAGCUUCUCACGGAUAUAUCGGCCAGGAAAAGUUCUUGCAUAGUUCUCUCGAAAGUUUCGAAAGUUUCUCUGCGUUUCGCGACAAUGUCUUACACGGGAAGGAGGAGUAACUACGACGAUUCCAACACCGAGGGCGUAGCCACAGGGGAGGACAACUAUAGCGGCGGCUAUGGAGGAGGAAGGAGCAAGAAUUCUUCCAACUACGACGACAAUGAGGAUGGAUACAAGGCCAAAUCUGACGACUACGGCAGUGGAGGUGGUGGUUAUGGCGGCAGAAAGUCCGACGGCUACAGCAAGAAAUCUGACGACUACGACAACGAAGGUGAAGGCUACGGGAGAAAAUCCGAUGACUACUCCAGUGGAUAUGGCAAGAAAUCCGACGAUUACAGCGGUGGAGGCUACGGGAAAACCUCCGACGAGUUCAGCACCGAUUCGGAAAAAAAGAGCGAUGAAUUUGGAGGCUAUGGAAAGAAGAGCGAUGACGUUGGAGGUUAUGGAACGAAGAGCGACGACUACAGCUAUGGUGACCGAACGAAGAAACCGGAGGAGGAAGACUACACUCAAGGAGAUGGCUAUGGUGGGCGGAGUAAGAAACAAGAGGAUGGCGAUUACGAUCGAAGCUCCGGAUAUGGUGUCCGAAAGGACAACGAGUCGAUGGAUGACAGUGACUACACAAGCUCGAAAAUGCAGGAAGACGUGAAGGGGAGACUGGACGAUGCCAAGGCGAGCCUUGGCAGUGCGGGAGGCAUGUAUGAAGCCGGAGCAAGGAACAAAACCGAGGCUGGAUCUGGCGGGUAUGCGAUUUACGAGGACCGCGAGAAGGAGGAAAGCAAGGACGGAGAACUGGAGGAUCAAGAACAAGGAGACAAGAAGAAGAGGCACCACUUUUUUAAUUAAGAGAUCAAGCACCGAAAGUGGCUCUUUUGCUUUCCAGAAUCACCACCACUUUGUGGAAAGAACGAUGAUAAAGAUCAAAGAUCACUAUAUAGUUAGCGAUUUGUAUGGUUUUUAAAAUAAGUGGAAGAUCAAAGCUAUGGUGGAA
This is a messenger RNA of Selaginella moellendorffii, 1075 nucleotides long. RefSeq names its product heterogeneous nuclear ribonucleoprotein A3-like. The record is from RefSeq and is a predicted model, not a curated record. The transcript is spliced from 3 exons. Lineage: Eukaryota; Viridiplantae; Streptophyta; Lycopodiopsida; Selaginellales; Selaginellaceae. The coding region runs from base 118 to 930 and encodes 270 amino acids.